Fragaria vesca subsp. vesca is the source of this 1443-nucleotide messenger RNA. Its product is annotated as UDP-glycosyltransferase 85A2-like. NCBI's taxonomy places the organism in Eukaryota, Viridiplantae, Streptophyta, Magnoliopsida, Rosales, Rosaceae. The record is from RefSeq and is a predicted model, not a curated record. The transcript is spliced from 2 exons. The coding region runs from base 1 to 1443 and encodes 480 amino acids. Gene Ontology annotation, molecular function: UDP-glycosyltransferase activity.
AUGGGUUCAACACAACUAAGAGCCAAAGAACUCCAUGCAGUUUGUGUUCCUUUCCCGGCACAAGGCCAUGUUAACCCCAUGAUGCAAUUAGCCAAGCUUCUGUACUCCAAGGGAUUCCACAUAACCUUUGUCAACACCGAGUUCAAUCACCAGCGUUUAAUCCGGUCCAGAGGCUCCGACUCCAUCGAGGGACUACCGGACUUCCAAUUCGCUAUCAUACCGGAUGGACUGCCACCUUCAGAUGAAGAUGCAACCCAAGAUGUUCCAUCUCUUUGCUACUCCAUCAGGAAAACAUGUCUAGGCCCUUUUAAGGAGCUGGUGACUAAACUCAAUUCCUCGUUUCAAGUGCCACAUAUUACUUGUAUAGUUUGUGAUGGUAUCAUGGGAUUUGGGAGGGAAGCUGCUAAGGAACUAGGGAUUCCUGUGGUUCAGUUUUGGACGACUUCUGCUUGUGGCUUCAUGGGGUACCUUCAGUACAGCGAAUUCGUCAAAAGAGGCAUUGUUCCAUUCAAAGAUGAAAGUUUCAUGCAAGAUGGUACACUCGAUAAGCCAAUUGAUUGGAUUCCGGGCAUGAAGAAUAUGAGGCUCAAGGACAUCCCUAGCUUCAUCAGAGUCACUAAUGUCAACGAUAUAAUGUUCGACUACGUGGGAUCUGAAGCACAGAACUGCUUAAAAUCCUCUGCAAUCAUCCUAAACACGUUUGACGAAUUUGAGCGUCAAGUGUUAGAAGAACUCUCAGUCAUGUUCCCCGAUAUUUACACAAUAGGUCCACUUGCUCUGCUUGGUAGGCAUGUGCCCGAAAGCAAAUUGGUCAAGUCACUAAGCUCAGGCUUAUGGAAAGAAGACGCAAAAUGCCUUGAAUGGCUUGACAAACAGAAACAAGAUUCGGUUGUGUAUGUGAAUUAUGGGAGCAUAGCUGUGAUGACAGACCAACAUCUGAUAGAACUUGCAUGGGGGCUUGCAAAUAGCAAGCACCAUUUUUUGUGGAUUGUCAGGCCUGAUGUUGUAAAAGGUGAUUCGGUGGUUUUACUCCAAGAUUUUUUUGAGGAGAUUAAGGAUAGGGGUUACGUAACAAGUUGGUGUCCACAGGAGCAAGUGCUAGCACAUCCAUCAGUUGGGGUUUUUCUAACACAUGGUGGUUGGAAUUCUACUAUUGAAACUAUAUCAGAGGGUGUGCCUGUACUUUGCUGGCCUUUCCGUGGAGAUCAGCUUACGAAUUGCCGCUUCCUGUGUACUGAUUGGGGAAUUGGUAUGGAGGUGAACAAGGAUGUUAAGCGUGACGAGAUUGAAGCACUUGUUAAGGAAAUGCUAGAAGGGGAGAAAUGCAUGAAGAUGAGGCAAACGGCAAGGGAAUGGAAGAAGAAAGCAAUAGAAGCUACUGAUAUUGGAGGAUCAUCUUACAAUAAUUUUGAGAGACUGAUCAAGGUGGCACUUCAUAAAUAA